AUGGUUGUUGUGGCCGGGCAGGUCGAGGGUGAACGUCUGGUCGUUCUGCGUUUGACAGACAGAAGAAAUCCGUUCUCCUAUGAGCCAUGGAGAGGCAAGCGCACUUUCGAGUCUAUGUUUGAAAUAUUAGAGGCCGAUAUUGUUGUCUUUCAAGAAACGAAAAUCCAACUAAAAGAUCUUCGAGAUGACAUGGUCUUGGUACCUGGAUGGGAUUGCUACUUCAGUUUACCCAGAAUUAAAAAGGGCUACUCUGGUGUGGUAAUAUACACCCGUAACGCAACAUGUGCUCCAAUCCGCGCCGAAGAGGGCCUUACUGGUGUACUCUGUCCACCGAACUCGUCGGUCUCGUUCCGGGAUCUUCCUCGUGACCAACAAAUCGGCGGUUAUCCAACCAUGGAUCAAUUAUUAAAGUUCGAUCUAGAUGCAGCUACCCUCGACUCCGAGGGCCGUUGUGUCAUCUUAGAAUUUCCAGCAUUCGUUUUGUUCGGACUGUAUUGCCCUGCUAAUCGGGACGAAAGCCGCGACAACUUUCGCCAGAGCUUUCUCGAUCUAAUGGAUGCUCGAGUCCGGAAUCUUGUUGCCAUGGGGAAAAGGGUUUUUGUCACUGGUGAUAUCAAUAUCUCAAGAGGGGAAAUUGAUGCAGCACAUGCGUCAGAGAACAUUCGGAAAGGCACUAUGACGGAGGAUGAGUUUAUCUCCGCACCAGCUCGACGUUUAUUCAAUCAACUGCUGUCUGAUGGGGAGGUCGUUGGGGAGCGGGAUGUAGGGAGGGAGCGACCUGUUUUAUACGACAUCUGCAGGUCUUUCAAUCCGAAUCGCAGGGGUAUGUAUACUUGUUGGGAGCAGAAGAUCAAUGCUCGGCCUGGCAACUAUGGUUCGAGAAUAGAUUAUGUCUUGUGCAGCCUGGACAUGCAAGAUUGGUUUAGCGAUUCAAACAUACAAGAGGGGCUUAUGGGAUCAGACCACUGCCCGGUAUAUGCCGUCUUCAAAGACUUCGUGUCUGUAAAUGGGCAGCAGACAAAUAUACUCGAUAUCAUGAACCCACCUAGUAUAUUUGAAAAGGGCAAACGGCAAGAAGAGUACUCGACAAAACUUCUUCUGCCCACAUCGGGGCGUUUGAUACCGGAUUUUGAUAAGCGAAGAAGUAUUAAGGAUAUGUUUUCGCAAAAGCCAACCAAUUUCCCUCAGAAGUCGUCCCCAGUCUCUGGAUUUGGACCUUCUAAAUCAUUCCAGGACAGAAAGGGAAUUGGUCAGGAGGGCAACCGCAGCCCACCGAUCCCUAUCUCUGACAGCAGCUUUUCAGCUAAAGGCACCAUUCGUAAACGUUCUGAAAGAAGUGGCCCUUUACCUUCGAUCAAGCGUUCGAAAUCCUUAGCCUCUCAAACAUCAACAACUUCUUUAGCUUCACAAAAAAACAUCAAAAGGUUCUUCAAGCCAAAAGGUACCGAUACUAACCAAACCAACGCAACAGGCAUUCAUGGGGUGCCUGUGCAGGCCAUAGGAUGUUCAUCCGAAUCCCUUUCCCCACCUUCGAUCACAACACCCCCCGAGAAGCAGGAAGGCCUACGAAGUGUACGCAAUGUAUCAACCGCCUCCACAAACAACAUCAAUUUAUCCGGGCCAGCGGCAUCACCUGCAAAUCAAGAUAGCGAAAGCGUUAUCGAUCCAAUUGUUAGUAAAGAAGAUUGGUCGAAGCUUUUUACAAAGAAACCCGCGCCAAAAUGUGAAGGGCACCAAGAGCCAUGUAUCACUUUAUCAACGAAAAAGCCCGGAAUCAACUGUGGUCGGUCCUUUUGGAUUUGCUCACGACCCUUGGGGCCCAGUGGGAACAAGGAAAGGGGAACGCAAUGGCGUUGCUCAACAUUCAUCUGGGCUAGUGAUUGGAAUCCCUAA
Messenger RNA from Aspergillus alliaceus, 1893 nucleotides. RefSeq names its product DNA-(apurinic or apyrimidinic site) lyase APN2. The record is from RefSeq and is a predicted model, not a curated record. Gene Ontology annotation, biological process: base-excision repair. Gene Ontology annotation, molecular function: endonuclease activity; phosphoric diester hydrolase activity; zinc ion binding. Lineage: Eukaryota; Fungi; Ascomycota; Eurotiomycetes; Eurotiales; Aspergillaceae. Gene Ontology annotation, cellular component: nucleus. The transcript is spliced from 5 exons. The coding region runs from base 1 to 1893 and encodes 630 amino acids.